GGUGUGUUUUUGUUGCAGCACCUGUUAGCGUGCUUGUAGUUUCGCGAGCGGUGAAGUUAAAUUUAUUGAAAUUCCACAACAUUCUUGUCGUAAAUGGGGCUGUAGCAGAAAGACAAUGGCAUCUUUGUGGUCAAAAAUCUCAGCUGCUCUACCAGUUAAUGAGGAACAGUUUCCCCUGCAGUUCGGUGACAAGGUUGAGUCUAGUGUGUUGGAAARGCUGAAGCGAUCCAGACAGCAGCUGUACAGCAACACAACAACAAGUGCCAGCCAAACGCUUAAUGCUCAGAUCAUUUUGGACAUUUCAUGGGAGAGACUCAACACCGGGACGUGGCGCCAUGUGGAGAAAGACUGGAGGCGUGUUUACUCCUACGGCUGCCUGUUCAAAGUGGCUGCAAUGUGUCGAGAAAACCRAUCAGAGGACGAGAUCCUGGAGGCUGUCAGGACUUGUGACAUGGGUUUACUCAUGGGUGCAGCCAUCAUGGACAACAUGCUUCAGGCUUUUGUUCGGAUUCUGCAAAGUGAAAUGAGAAAUGUUGAAGAAGAAGAUAAAAGUGAAUGUGUUGAAGCAAAGAGAAUAAAGAUUGUGAGCCCACGUGUGCCUUUAAUCAAAGAGGAGUUGGCUGUUCCCAGAAUUAAGUCUCCUUCACUGGAAAGCUUCAAUAAAAACUACUUGCUUCCUCUCCAACCGGUGAUUUUAGAAGGGAUAAUCGACCACUGGCCCGCKCUCAGCAACCAUUCGUGGAGCAUAGAGUACUUGAGGUCUGUGGCCGGCUGCCGGACCGUUCCUGUAGAGGUGGGAUCCAGGUACACAGACGAGGACUGGUCGCAAACGCUGCUAACGGUCAACGAGUUUAUUGACAAAUACAUUUUGAAUAAAGUCCAGAGUUCUCAAAAUGGAGAGAAAGCUUUGGGUUAUCUUGCUCAGCACCAGCUUUUUGAUCAGAUACCAGAGCUAAAAGAAGACAUUCGCAUCCCGGAUUAUUGUWGUCUGGGUGAAGGAGACGAGGAUGAUAUUACUGUAAACGCAUGGUUUGGACCCGCAGGCACGGUGUCUCCUCUCCACCAGGACCCUCAGCAGAACUUCCUGGCUCAGGUGGUGGGAAGCAAAUACGUUCGCCUGUAUUCCCCAGAGGACACAGACAAGCUUUACCCUCAUCAAUCACAGCUUCUCUACAAUACCAGUCAGGUGGAAGUGGAGAAUCCAAAUGCUGAACGCUUCCCUGAGUUUGUCAAGGCUUCAUAUCUGGAAUGUGUCUUACAGCCUGGAGACGUGCUGUUCAUCCCCGUCAAACACUGGCAUUACGUCCGAUCYUUAGAAGUGAGCUUCUCAGUCAGCUUCUGGUGGUCAUAAUUUCCUAUUUAUAAUAAUGAAAUGUUUAGAAUUGCAGGACAGAAAGCAUAUUUCACACCUCCUUUUAUGCCAGAGUAUUAAACUAAGUUUAGACACAUAAAAACGGGAGGUUUUCUGCUACAGUGAGAUGAGAUCAAUCAAGUGUUUUAGCUUAUGUGAAGCUAAUUGUCAUAAAUAAAAGGAAACACUGAUCACACAAACCUUUGACUCAUAAACAGAAGCUGCUAGAUGAUUGGUUUUAUUUAGCUGCUGAUGAGUGAAGCAACACCCUUUGUGUGAAAAACCCAACAAAACAUCAGUGCUGUUAGUCAUCUGAAAUAAUAUGUAACUCUUUGGAAAUUGGCUUAUUUAAUUGCCUCCUCACCUUUAUUCACACAAACAUCCUACGAGGUGUGAUUUCCAUAAUUCAGGAAAAUGAGACAAGUUCUCAAAUUUAAUAACUGAGUGAGCUGCAAGUACAGACAUGAACUAACAACUGCAACUCUUUGAGUAAACUGACAGUCUGAAGCAAUCAGGCAGGUGACGCACAAAAAAAAGGUAUUAUAUUAAAUAAACUGAACCCCAGGGCAUACACAAGGCUUUGAAUUUAAAACAGCCUCUCUGGAUGAAUGUCUUUAACAGUGAACUGAGACGAGCGGAUUUCAAGCUUCAGUCGUGUAUCCUACAGGUCCUUUUCAGUCAAACCUGCCUAUAUCGGCUAUGAUGUGAGGAUGUAACAAAAUUAGGCAGAUCGGCCCUGAUGUGUACGUUUUAUCUGCUUGUCAGCCUAAAUGCACGGUCGGCUAAAGUAGUGCUUUGGGAAAUCAACGGCUGUGGUAGCCAGGUGGAGCUGAAGAGUAGCAGGGAUAAUAAAGUAAAAGAGUUCAAUAAACACAAGAUUUAUAACCGG
Austrofundulus limnaeus is the source of this 2240-nucleotide messenger RNA. RefSeq names its product lysine (K)-specific demethylase 8 (gene kdm8). The coding region runs from base 116 to 1351 and encodes 411 amino acids. Gene Ontology annotation, molecular function: histone H3K36 demethylase activity. The record is from RefSeq and is a predicted model, not a curated record. Gene Ontology annotation, cellular component: nucleus. The transcript is spliced from 8 exons. NCBI's taxonomy places the organism in Eukaryota, Metazoa, Chordata, Actinopteri, Cyprinodontiformes, Rivulidae.